Molecule: messenger RNA, 1052 nt
Organism: Protobothrops mucrosquamatus (brown spotted pit viper)
Lineage: Eukaryota; Metazoa; Chordata; Lepidosauria; Squamata; Viperidae
Product: T-lymphocyte activation antigen CD80-like
Exons: 6
Coding region: 64-1038 (324 amino acids)
Biological process (GO): T cell costimulation; immune response; positive regulation of T cell proliferation
Cellular component (GO): external side of plasma membrane
Source: RefSeq, a predicted model, not a curated record
CUAGCGGUUCUGGAAGUCAUUUCUAGUUUGGGUAGGAAACAUUAUACUUGGUAAACUGAAGAAAUGAUGCAUACGCCAAAGACUGAGCCAAAAUUGUUCAGCUUAAAGGGAUUUUUCUGGCUUUGUCUCUUUAAGCUUCUGCAUAGUGAUUCAGGCAUUCUCAGUCAAGAAGUAACCAAAGUUGCAGUCCAAGCAGGAGAUGAAGCCAGGCUUCCUUGCAAAAUCACUAUAAGCACACUUCUAGAAUCUUACUACAUCUACUGGCAAAAGCCUACUAUCCGUGGUAACCGAGACAAGGUUGUGAUUUCGUUCAAGAAUGGUAAAGAAUGUGAACCGGAGAAGGACAAAUCUUACAAGAACAGAUCAAAGAUAGAUAAGCAGAAUCUUACACUUUUAAUCUCCUCAGUGGCAAUAAACGAUAGUGGAACAUAUAAAUGUAUUGCCAUAUUGCAAAAUCACAGAGAAGGGGAAGCGUUAAUCGAUUUAUCUGUGAUAACUCCAUUCAGUAAGCCUAUCAUCCUGGACAAUUUGUCCAGUGAACGUUGUGACUCAACAAAUUUGACACUGAGGUGUUUGUCUCAUGGAGGUUCUUCAAGGCCAGAGAUGUUUGGAUUUAUCAAUAAAAAGGCAGUGAAUUGGACCUCAACUGUCACAAGCAACAAAGAAUUGUUUAAUAUUACUGGCACUUUGCAGUUAAACACGACAGAAAACAUGUUGGUCGAAUGUUUAGUUCGUUUUUCAGAUUUCCAUGUGUCAACCAACUAUAGCUUGAAUAUGACAAAGAACUGUUCUAAUAUUACAUUGCCACCAUUGCCACCAUUGUCACCAUUGCCACCAUUGAUUUCUUCACCUUUUGGGAUCAUCAUUCCUUCAACGGCGAUCCUGAUUUUCCUUCUAGUUGUGGUAAUGCUUGUAAUACUCCAAUACUAUUUUCGCAAGCAUCCAAGGUCCUCCACCACACAUCAGUCGCUGGCAACAGAUGAAACAAUACUUCAGGAGCAAUCUAGUGGGCAGACACUUUCAGGGCUGGGGAGGUAAGUUUGGUGCCCUGC